Leptomonas pyrrhocoris is the source of this 2824-nucleotide messenger RNA. RefSeq lists its product as hypothetical. The record is from RefSeq and is a predicted model, not a curated record. The coding region runs from base 269 to 2824 and encodes 851 amino acids. Lineage: Eukaryota; Euglenozoa; Kinetoplastea; Trypanosomatida; Trypanosomatidae. The transcript has a single exon.
GCAGAGCUAAAAAGAAGAACUGCCAUCACGUCUCCUACACCCCGCCCACUCGCACCCGCACAAGAAGGUCUCCAUCAACGCUUUUUGGUAUCUUGCUGCUGUUCUCAGGCGCACGUACAGCAGACCACGUCCGACGUGUCUAUCGGCGCGGAGUCAACCACUGCACAGUAUUUAUUUUCCCUUUUUUCAUCUACAGCUCUGCGCAGAGUUGCAGACCGUCUUUUUUUUUUCCUAAACACCGUCGUCGCUCGUGUUAUCUGGCUUCACUAUGCUACACACAUCUUCGGGGUCGCGGCGACGCCUCCAUCAGAUCGUCCUCAGCGCAUUGCUUGUGUUACUGUGCUGUCUGUCUCACGUGACCGGCGCUGCAGACGUCGCGCUCGACGAGGCCGCGGUGGUUGCGACGGAGCGACCAUUUAACCUGACGAGCGCGUCCACUUUACUGGAGCUGCUCGCAGAGCCGUCUCCCGCCUCACCCCAGGCAACGCAGCCAGUUUUGAUUCUCUUCACUGAUGAAAGCGUAGAAGUGGAUGUUGUUGACGCUGUUCGACACAAGGUACGCCAGCUAGCGACUGACAUCCCGCCGGCGGUGCUGCGGGUGCACGAGUUCCGCGUGCCCGCAGCAGUCACGGAGCGACGUCUCGUGGACCUGGUCUUAAACGGCCUUGCGACACGGCUGCCGUCGCUCGUCCUUUUUCACAGCAGCGUGCACAAGGCACAGGUGAUCCCCGGCUCCUUUGUCGCUGCCGCCCCGCUGUCCGUUCCGCUGCCCUACCCAAAGCAGGCCGAACUCGGUAGCGUAAGCUAUAUGGAGCUGCGCACGUGGGUGCUGAGUGAGAUGCCGGUGCGCUACGUCGAUCCCGUGACCUUUCACGUAGUACCGAGUCUGCAGUUCGUGUUCCGCCCCGAGGAGGCGGUGGAGACGCUGCGGUUGGUGCAAAGGGCGGCGGAGGACGACGGAGAGGGCCGAUCGGUGCUGCCCGCCGCGGUGUCGAUGGCGUAUCUGCGUCUCACCACGCACGGCUCCGAAGAGGUCGUGGCGGCCCUGUCGUCGCUCGCGACGCAGGCGGGCAACGCGGCGUUGACGUUGGUGACCGAGUCUGCCGAGGUGGCGGCGGCCUGGGGCCUGGCGCAGGAGCACACCCUCUCGACCGCCCCGUGGGCUGCAGUGGCGGAGGCGUACUUGUGCGGCCGUAGCGGGACGGCCAGCCGUGCGGAAAACGUCGUCGUGGUCGGUGCGGAGGCGGCGCAGCCGGUUGGAACGAUCGCCGAGGUGGUGGAGGCGACCGCCGCCGCUCCCCUUUGGCGCACCGCAGCGGCCACCACUGGCGCGGCGCAGCAGUCACAGCUGCGGGCGUGGAGGCGUGCGAUGGAGAACUUCAACGCCACGAGCCCCCUCCGCAAGAUCGACACCGCUGCCCACCUCCUCCACGAGCUCGUUGCCCUCCAGCAGGCGAUCAAAAUUGUGUUUGUGCUACGCGAGAGCGAUGAGAUGUGGUUCCCCCACCACCUCGACGUCGCGGUGCGGCUCGCCGGCCAGCUGCGGCAGACCUCCCUGUUCUACAACACGACGACGCUGGUCGGCAACGCGAAGGUGCCGACGCGGGCGGUGCGGUCGUGGUCGCCGUCUGCGCGGAUGGAAGUUUUCUGGCUCGACGCGGAGCAGCUGCCGGCGGUCGCUGGCGGCCUCUUCGUGACGCAGGUACCGGCCGUGCUCGUCGUGGCGCCACUGCAGUCGCGCUUUCAGGACGGCGGCGAGGCAGAGGAAGGGGAGGGGGAGGAAGAGAAGGAGCGGGCCGGCCUGCGCAGUAUCGACCCCUUCCUCGGCAUCCACACGGUAAACCGCUACGACCUCUUCACGGCGGCCUUUACAAACGACGCCUCGGCCGCGGUGGACCCGCCAACCGGCAAGGCGGCGCUGCCGCAGUUUCCGUCCGACAGCAACGCCCUCGUGCGCUUUCUCGCGAGCGGCAGCUUCCUCGGCGCUGUUCAGUUCGCCCUUCAUCCGAUGCGGCUGAGUCAGCUGCGGGCCUCGAUCUUAUCGGAGGUCGCCACGACCACCACCACCGGUGCCAGCACGAGUCCAGACGGAGGUCCGUCCUCGUCUUCGGCUUCUACCCUGCCGAAUAAGCGCUACGCCCAGCUCGACUACCGCUACUACCCGCUGCGGCCGGCGGAGGAGCCGAUGGAGGGGCCGGCGUACGUGCGUCAAAUCCUCAACGGCUCGUCGCCGCUGCCGGUGGUGACGGACGCGGCGCGAGGGCGGUCCAACGCGCACCCCCGCAGAGGCGCAAAGGCUGGCGCCGCCGCCGCUGCUGCUGUGACGGACACGAAGGCGGCGGCGGCGGCCGCACAGCAGAAGGCCGCGUGGGAGGCGGAACUGGCGAGGCGGCAACGAGAGAGGGCGGCGCGGGUGGCGCAGAAAGCGGCGACGGAUGCCGCGGCGCGAGCGAGGGAAAAAACGGCGUUCCAGCAGAGCGUCGAGGCUGCCAUUCGCGCAGAGGCGGAGGCGGACGGAAAGCUGAGGAGCACCGUCGGAGGAAUGGAGGCGGGCGCGACGCGGACGGCGGGCGGUCUGCUGGUGCGACGGCCGUCGCUGGAGGCGGCAGCACGCGAGGAAACCGCUGCGACCUCUUACCCCCCGUCUUCUUCGCACGGAGACGGCAUGGAGUCGGAGGACGCCGAGGACGCCGCCCAGCGAGUGCGCCGUCGCCGUCGGUACGCCGAGUACAAGGAGUGGCAGGCCGACCGCGGCCGCAUGGCGGACGGCUGCGUCUCCGUCAAGAACGGCCAAGAGCUGUUGCUGCGCUUCCAGUGGAUUUAA